This is a messenger RNA of Fraxinus pennsylvanica, 645 nucleotides long. The record is from the annotation of a GenBank genome assembly. NCBI's taxonomy places the organism in Eukaryota, Viridiplantae, Streptophyta, Magnoliopsida, Lamiales, Oleaceae.
AUGGCAGAGAUCAAUGGAUUUUUGCUUCAACAAAACCAUAUUCUACAAUACACCGUUCUUGAUUCCAAAUCACUGCUCCUCUCCCAGUUUUCUGAUUCUAACCAACCGCAGUUCCUGCAACUCACAACGGAGAGCCCCGUCAUGGAGAGAGGCCCCAGAUAUAAGGAAUACUCGGAUCUCAGAGAAAAAAGGCUAAGAAAGGGUGGCGUGAUGGAGCCGAAUAUUCCUAGAAAAGAAGAACCAGUUCUGACCCCGCCAAAGAAGCAGGUGAAAUUCCAGGGAAAGUCGAAUUUCACUACACCACCAAGGACAAAAGGGUCUUCUAUUUUGACUCAAUCUGUGCCCGAUUUUUCGUCUGCUUUGCGGAAGGAGAACCGGAAACCGGCAUCGAUGCUUCCUCCGGUGGCGGAGAAGUCGUUGACACCUCCACCGUGGCCAAAGAGUGGGAGGCUUUAUGGGAAAUUGGGAGGAGGGAGUAAGUCGGUGAAUUCCGGUGAGAAGAGGAGUGGUGGAAUUAUGACUAGGAAGAGCCAUGCGAGUAUGGAGGAAUUGAAGGGGUUGGGUGCUGCUGCUAAUAAUAUUAUCGAUGAAGGAAACAGGGGAGGGAGAAUUGGUAGGACUCUUUUUGGGCAUAGACAGUUUUGA